Cladophialophora psammophila CBS 110553 is the source of this 495-nucleotide messenger RNA. RefSeq lists its product as uncharacterized. The transcript is spliced from 3 exons. Gene Ontology annotation, molecular function: protein binding. The coding region runs from base 1 to 495 and encodes 164 amino acids. The record is from RefSeq and is a predicted model, not a curated record. Lineage: Eukaryota; Fungi; Ascomycota; Eurotiomycetes; Chaetothyriales; Herpotrichiellaceae.
AUGUCUGCUAAGAAACCAAAACCAAUAAUGGUCCGGAUGAUGGAGUCGGGUGAAUUCAGCGAUCUGAAGUUCCUUUGCAACGGCCAGGAGUUCAAGGUCCGUAAGGCGGUUGUCUGCGUGCAGUCACCCAUGAUCAAAGCUGCUACUCGAGGACAGUUUAAGGAAGCAAACACCAAUAUAAUCGUCAUGGAUAGCUUCCAUCCUACACCGGCGAUUACGACGUUGACGACGAUGAGCAUGAAGCCACCCAGGGGAAAGCUUCCGGAGAUGACAUCGAUGAAGCUGAAGAAGAAACACCAAGUUUGCCGAGAAAUCAAGGUCAGUUUGAUAGCAAUGAAGAGAACAGCAACAAAUUUCCUUUUGGAAGAGCCUCCCUUGCCAUUGCCACAGGGAUUGAACGCAACAGCUAGCCUGUUCGAAAAUAUCCGUGUCAACUCUAUCGGCGAUUAUUACCGCAUCGACGAACUUGUUUCACUAGCGAACACCAAGAUCUAG